Molecule: messenger RNA, 1263 nt
Organism: Trypanosoma brucei brucei TREU927
Lineage: Eukaryota; Euglenozoa; Kinetoplastea; Trypanosomatida; Trypanosomatidae
Gene: Tb927.3.950
Exons: 1
Coding region: 1-1263 (420 amino acids)
Molecular function (GO): dioxygenase activity
Source: RefSeq, a predicted model, not a curated record
AUGCGUCGUACUUUUUCGCUUUUCACAACUCUCGUUAGACUAGGUCGCGGGCCGGAGAAUGUGACGGAGGAGGCAAGCAACUCGCUCUUGGAAGCCCUGCAAAAGCACGGUUACUGCUACGUGCAGCAUCCGUUUAUACAGUGGGAGAUAUUAGAUCAAGUUCACCGCGAUAGUCGCAUCUUUUUUGAGCGUUAUUUGUUGGACCUCCCGGAGGAAAAGCAGAGAACGAGGAAAGAGAAGUUCUCCAAGAAACUAAUAGCCCCCCGUAAGCCAAUCAGGGCAAUGACCCCAUACGAAUUAGAAAGCAUUAAAACAUCCUCGGGUUUCCGGGGGUAUUACCGUUACAUUGGCGCAGGCGGCGUGGAUGAUGCGAUCGAGUGCUUUUCCGUUGGCCGCGAGGUGCAGAGCCCCGUGGAAUUACGGGAACCGUACUACAGAUUGAGCGGUUGGCAACGCGAUGAGUAUUUGCCACUGAUUAGCCGGAGAAAUGCGUGGGAUUCACUUCUAACUCACCCUAAGGAUGGUAGUGGAGACCCCAAUGGUGUGCACGCCUUCAUGGCAGAUUAUCGUGAGAUGAUACUGGCGUAUUAUGACCUUUGCAGCGAGGUCGCCCUCGAUGUGCUGCGGCAUAUAAGUUGUGGUUUGGGCGUCAGACCCAGCAUUCCACAGGGUGGUCCUGAUCCUGAUAGCGGAUACGAUCUCGAAUACUUCACACAGUUCCACAACAAACUUGACUUCGACUUACAAGCAAAGUAUUAUCCGAGGUUCGGACAAGGGGCUCGGACACGUGGUGGUGUAGAGGUUAAGGGAGUGCAGAGCGCCUCGAACCCCAAGGGUGUAAAAGUUCUACGUCGCAAGACAGCUCGAGGACAACCGUUGGUUAAUGAAGAUGAAGAAAACGCCGUGUUGCGGCUGGAUUCGCACAAGGACCUCAGUACUGUCACACUCCUCGCACAGGACGCUCUCGGUGGAUUGGAGGUUUGGGACAAUGAGUCGGAACAGUUCAAUCCGGUCCCUGUGCUGAAUGAUGCAUUGCUUGUAAACGCGGGGUUGUUCCUUGAGAAGUGGACUGGCGGGUUGUUAGAGGCGACACCGCAUCGAGUGCGGAACGUGAGAGGCGGAAGUAGUCGAUGUAGUGUUGUCUUCUUCUGCUUACCUAACCAUGACGCCCGGAUAGAGCCCCUACUGCAGCGAGAUGAAAAUCCUUCUCUUGACGCGGAAGAAGGUUUCUACGCGGGUGAUCUAAUGCCAGCAGCACCUUAA